AUGGCUGGUGACACCCCACUCUCUCUGGCCUGUGCCAAUGGUCACUUGAACAUAGUCAAGUACCUUGUGAACGAUCAUCAUCAUGAUCCUAGAAAACACUCUAACAACGCUGGUAACACUCUACUCUCUCUGGCCUGUGCCAAUGGCCACUUGGACACAGUCAAGUACCUUGUGAACGUGAAUAAUUGUGAUCCUAAAAGUACAGUCAACUAUGCUGAUGACACCCCACUCUCUCUGGCCUGUGCCAAUGGCCACUUGGACACAAUCAAGUACCUUGUGAACGAGUGUCAUUGUGAUCCUAAAGGUACAGUUAACAAGGCUGGUGACACCCCACUCUUUCUGGCAUGUGCCAAUGGCCGACACAACACAAUCAAGUACCUUGUGAACGAGUGUCAUUGUGAUCCUAAAGGUGUCCUCCUCCUACUACAUGCAGCAGUUAAGCAAAGUCAAACAUCUAAAGUGGAAUUUUUACUGGAAAACUUCCACAUCGAUCUAAAUGUGACCAACAAAGAAGGCAAAGCACCUCUCAAUUUGGCCAAUGAUCCUAAAAUCAUAAAGCUCCUCUUGAAACAUGGAGCCAAGGCUGCCAAUGUUUAUAAAGAACACAGCAAGCUCAUUGGAAAGCUCUCCUCUGAACGACCCCCACACUUUCCUCUGUCUGUGCUCGUCAUUGGCGAUGGUGGCGUGGGUAAGAGCACUCUUUUGAAGUCCAUUGAGAGCUCAAAAGGCUUUUGGUCUAAACUACAGAAGGCAAGACAUGUAGAUGGUGUCGAUGCGAGGACAGUGGGGAUCAUACCAUUCGAAAUAUACACCAAAGAGUUUGGUAGAAUCAUCUACUUCGAUUUCGCAGGCCAGAAAGAGUUUUACGCGAGCCACUGUGCAAUUCUUGAGAAUGCUGUUCAAACCUCACCACCCAUCAUUAUCCUCUGUGCUAAACUUGUAGAAAGUGAGCAGGCAAUUAAUGAUUCCACGAUUCGCUGGUUGACCCUUGUGCAAAACCAGUGCACCAAUCCAAAAGACAAAGCACACGUGAUAGUAGUUGGUAGUCAUGCCGACCAGAUGAAGGAAAUGGGAGAAGAUCCACGAGCCAAAGAGAGCAUCUUUGCCCCCAUUAUCAAGCAAUUCCCAAAUUUUGAGUUCACAGAGUUCAUUCCAAUGGAUUGUCGCUUUGCUGAUUCUGAUGAAAUGACAAAAGCAAGAAAACUGAUCCAGAAAAGCUCUGUUAUUCUCCGCUCUCCAGAAAUCAUCAGCCUCAAUGCUCACACCUUUUACAUAUACCUUGCAGAAAACUUCAAAGAAGAUCUUGCAGUUUCAUUGAAGGUUGUUCAACAACGAAUACACAGUGAUCUAGAUCGGACACCCAAGUCAGAUAAAAUGGCAGACAUUCUUUCUUUCAUCCCGACCACCUUCUCUCGUCUAAUUGAGAUAUGUGACCAGCUAAGCAAAAAGGGACUUUUACUCUUUCUUCACAAUGAAUUCUCACCUGACAAUUCCAUUUUGAUUUGUGACUCCAAAAAAUUGCUCAAGGAAAUCACUGGGACAGUGUUUGCUCCUGAGCACUUUCAUCAGCACUGCGAUCUCGCUUCAAGCACUGGAGUGGUGCCUUUGUCUAAGUUUGCCAAACAAUUUGAGAAGUACGACAUUGAAGUGCUGCUUGCUUCCAUGAUACAUUUAGAGCUGUGCUUUGAGAUCAAAGACAAGCAAGUUCUAGAGCACAUUCAGAAGAUGGAGCCAGACCUAGACGACACUCGCUACCUCUUCUUUCCCGGGCUCAUUAGGAUGGAAACUCCCAAGCGUGUGUGGGAGGAAGACCCUUCCAUGAGCUACCACUUUGGCUGGAUAAUUAAAUGCGCUAAAGACAUCCAAUUCUUUGAUCCACGGAGUUUUCAGAUUCUCAUUCUGAGGCUAGUGUUCACUUUUUGCCUUGCUCCUUUCGAAGAAAUAAUCACAAAAAACCCUGCCCUCCAAAAAUCUUGCUCUGUAUGGAAGAGUGGGAUGUGCUGGUGCCACGAUAAUGAGAUUACCGCACACCUCGAACUUUGUAACAACAAGUCUAUCGUUCUUAAAAUACGAUCUAAAGUUCUCACAACUAAGAGCCUAGCCCAUCGCUCAGUAAUAGUCAAUAAAAUUCUCGAAACGGUGAAAGACGUUUGUCCCAAUAUUGUAGUUGUGGAAUCACUGAUCAAUCCAAAGGAAGUUGUCAGUCAUCCUCUAGAACCUUCCUUAGAGCUCAUGCUGUUUAGUGUUAGACAUCUUGCUGCAGCUGUCAGCUCUCAAAACGAAUCUGUGGAAUCAAAUAUCCAUCACCCUCUUUCGCUAAAAUGUCUUCUUCAUUUUGAGCCGUACGCUGGUUUGGACCUUAAAACUAUACAUUGCAUUCACAGUAACGAGAAAAUCUUGAAAGAGGACAAAAUUUCGAACACCUUCAUUUCUCAUUUUGCCAGUCAAAUUUCUGAUCCAAACAGCAUUCUCAUGUACAAACAAAUUCUGGGCCAAUCUCAAGCUUCUUCUGAUACAAAGGAUGUAGUCCAGGCCCUCGAGACGUGGAGGAAAGAGACUGAGGGAACUUACAGCUGUCUGAGGGAGACUCUCAACAAGUACAGCGUCUUCACUGGGAGAAACCCCCUGGAGCUAGCUGGUGUGGCUCAUGAUGAUGUUGAUCCCUUCGUGUUUAGUGUCAGUGAUGAUGAGCAAAAUGAUCAUGAUACAGUAAGAGAGAAAGAGUACCCAGUGUCUACGUUAGGAUCACCCGCUAAUCGAGUCACUCUCCAAGAAUUAAUGAGCCGAUAUAGUCUGACUGACGAGCAACUCAACAGUGAAAUAGAGGACUUUGAUUUUCCUUGCCUUGCCAAAACAUUCGAUGGUGCAGCGAUCUAUUCGAGUGCAAUGGGACUAACUCGUGCUGAACAAACCGAUGUGAAUAUGUUGUACCACAGAGAAGGAACUCAAGCAGCCAUAAUGAAUUGCUUGCAAAGCUGGAAAGAACAUAAUUCUUUUCAAGCAACUUACAAAGCUCUACUGGAUAUCUUACUGAGAUUGGGGAAAGGAGACACAGCUGAUCAAAUCUGUCAGCAAUUGACCCAAGACACGAGUAGAUGUAACACAUCGACUCCUUUACUACCACCAUCCUCACUGCCACUGGACCCAACCAACUCCAUUCAUUAAAGGACAUACAGCCUAGUGAUCUGAGUGCUGGAGUCAGCUGGAUCUACGUACUGUAAACAUUAUAUAAUGUGUAUACAUGUAUAGGACUGCUGAACAUUGUUAUAAUAAUUGUGUGUGUGUACUUUUCAUGAACCGAU
Halichondria panicea is the source of this 3302-nucleotide messenger RNA. RefSeq lists its product as uncharacterized. Gene Ontology annotation, molecular function: protein binding. The record is from RefSeq and is a predicted model, not a curated record. NCBI's taxonomy places the organism in Eukaryota, Metazoa, Porifera, Demospongiae, Suberitida, Halichondriidae. Gene Ontology annotation, biological process: signal transduction. The transcript has 10 exons. Bases 1 to 3165 code for a protein of 1054 amino acids.